Molecule: messenger RNA, 549 nt
Organism: Vanderwaltozyma polyspora DSM 70294
Lineage: Eukaryota; Fungi; Ascomycota; Saccharomycetes; Saccharomycetales; Saccharomycetaceae
Gene: GMC2
Product: Gmc2p
Exons: 2
Coding region: 1-549 (182 amino acids)
Source: RefSeq, a predicted model, not a curated record
AUGAGUAGUGGUAAUAUUGUCAGUGAAGAGAUUAAUUCGGUUGUUGCUGAUGGUGUUGUGGUUGUUGAAAGUGGUGAUAAUAAGGGUCUUUUUGACUUAGGCGCUAAGUGGCAAGAUGAGGAAUAUAAAGAGAGGGUUCAGAAGCCAGUGCUGGCUGAAGAUGUUCUUGUGAGGAUCAAUGAUAUUACUGAGAUAAUGAAAAGUGAUUCCGAAGAGACAGUGAACUCAUCUGGUCGUAAUAACGAUGAGGGAGAUUUAGAUGAUAGAAUGGAUUGGGAUCAGCUAUACGAGGUUUCUGCCAAUAUUAUGGAUGAGUACACUAAGGAGGUUGAUAUAAUAUUAAGCAACCUUAAUAAGUUAUCCAAAAGUCAAUACUUAUGGCAAGAGGCUGCUUUUGUUCUUGACUCUCAUCAUGGUGCCAUGGUUUUCAAUAGAUCAAAAGAUUGGGUCAAUGCAAAGGAACGUCAUCUUGAUUUCAAACGUAAAGAACUCGACCAAUCCGCAGAUGUGAUCAAGAAAACAAUCGAGAGACUCACAAAGGGCCAGUGA